UUAAUAAACUAUAAUAAACAGACAAUUCUGAUUCUUACGUUGAUUGAGACAUUCCGGAGUAUAUUAAGCAGAUGAUUCAGUUUUCUGAAUUGUUGAGAAGAAAGCAAAAGGAAACGGAUAUACUGGGCAUGGCGGAGAAGCUUAUGCAUGCGGUAAGGUACGACAGUUAUGGCGGUGGAGUUGCUGGUUUGAAGCAUGUUGAAGUUCCAGUUCCUACACCUGGUGAAGGUGAGGUCCUGCUAAAGUUGGAAGCCAGAAGCUUAAAUCCAGUUGAUUGGAAAACUCAGAAAGGGAUGCUUCGUCCACUUUUUCCUCGCAAAUUUCCUUUUAUACCCGUUUCUGAUGUAGCAGGAGAGGUGGUAGAGGUUGGACCUGAAGUCAAAAAUUUCAAAGCUGGUGAUAAAGUUUUGGCCUAUCUGGGUCCUUUGUUGGGAGGAGGUUUGGGUGAGUAUGCUAUAGCCAAGGUGAGCUUGACAGUUCCAAGGCCUCCUGAAGUAUCACCCGCUGAAGGUGCAGGCCUUGUGGUUGCUGGUCUUACGGCUCAUAUGGCCCUCACCCAAUCUGCAGGGGUGAAGCUCGAUGGAUCCGGCCCAAGGAAAAACAUUCUUAUCACUGCUGCCUCGGGUGGUGUCGGUCAUUAUGCCGUUCAAAUUGCAAAGCUUGGGAAUACACAUGUGACUGCUACAUGUGGGGCACGUAACCUUGAUCUCGUUAAGAGCCUUGGAGCGGACGAGGUUCUUGAUUAUAGAACGCCGGAAGGAGCUGCUCUUAAGAGUCCAUCAGGCCAGAAAUAUGAUGCAGUGAUUCAUUGUGCGACAGGGAUUUCUUGGUCAGUUUUCGAGCCAAAUUUGAGUUCAAAGGGGAAGGUAAUCGAUAUCACUCCUGGUCCGAGCUCCAUGUGGACAUUUGCAGUAAAGAAACUUACCUUCUCCAAAAAGCAGUUGGUACCAUUGCUUCUAGCUCCAAAGGGUGAAAACCUUGAUUUUCUUGUUAAGUUGGUUAAGGAAGGGAAACUUAAGACAGUAAUUGACUCAAAACAUCCUUUAAGCAAAGCCGAAGAUGCCUGGGCUAAGAUCAUUGAUGGACAUGCUACCGGAAAGAUCAUUAUUGAGCCUUGAAUGUUAUUGUUUUAAGCUUAUCGUUCUAUUUUUAUCGUCUAAAAAGGCGUUGAUUUUGUUACACUCUAUUUAUUUUGGAAUUACAACAUGUUCUGUUUAAGUUAUUAUUACAUUUAACAAUAAAAGUAAACACAAUUAUUGUUAUGGUAGUUUUUAUGAAAA
Olea europaea var. sylvestris is the source of this 1280-nucleotide messenger RNA. Its product is annotated as chloroplast envelope quinone oxidoreductase homolog. Bases 72 to 1118 code for a protein of 348 amino acids. The transcript is spliced from 5 exons. Gene Ontology annotation, molecular function: oxidoreductase activity. NCBI's taxonomy places the organism in Eukaryota, Viridiplantae, Streptophyta, Magnoliopsida, Lamiales, Oleaceae. The record is from RefSeq and is a predicted model, not a curated record.